Paramormyrops kingsleyae is the source of this 5452-nucleotide messenger RNA. RefSeq names its product formin homology 2 domain containing 1 (gene fhod1). Gene Ontology annotation, biological process: cortical actin cytoskeleton organization. Gene Ontology annotation, molecular function: actin filament binding. The record is from RefSeq and is a predicted model, not a curated record. Gene Ontology annotation, cellular component: cytoskeleton; cytoplasm. Lineage: Eukaryota; Metazoa; Chordata; Actinopteri; Osteoglossiformes; Mormyridae.
UGCUUCCUUCCUGAUCGCGUCACGCUUUCCUAGUAGGACGGGUCUCCCAGUGUGGCUCAUUCGGCUUUAAGUCCGGCAGCAGGAGGCGCCGGGAGUUUUUACCUGCCUGACUUUUAAAUGGAUGUGAUCGACAUACAAGUCUGUCAGCUACGUAUUACAGCACGUUAAACGUGUUUAGUGUUUUUUCCCCUGAGCUGGUUUACUAAUACUGAUAUUAAGCUCAUUAAGUAUGGCUAUUAUAACAUGCCGAGUGCAGUACCUGCAGGACGCGGACCCCUUCGUCUGCACGAACUUUCCCGAACCUAGACGGCCGCCGCAUUACAAUUUCCACGAAGACCUGCAGUUAAGCGAGCAAAUCGCCGGUGUUCAUAAAGUAUUAGAAGCCCCGUUGAAGCUGGAAGAAUGCGCACUGCAGCUCUCUCCAGGGGGCAACUACUUAGACUUGGAGUCAUCCCUCGCCGAGCAGAGAGAUGACCUGGAGCAGCUCUACAGAGAUGUUGCACAGGGGAAAAAGCCAAUCUUAAUCCUGAGGACCCAGCUGUCUGUCCGCGUUCACUCCAUUCUCGAGAAGCUGUACAACUCCCAUGGACCGGAGCUUAGAAGGUCCCUCUUCUCUCUGAAGCAGUUGUUCCAGGACGACAAGGACCUGGUGCCGGAGUUUGUGAAUUCUGACGGCCUCACCUGCUUCAUCAAAGUAGGGGCUGAAGCUGACCAUAACUACCAGAACUACAUUCUGAGAGCCCUCAGCCAAAUCAUGCUGUUUGUGGACGGGAUGAAUGGUGUGAUUCACCACAACGAGACCUUACAGUGGCUGUAUACCCUGUGUGGGAGUCUGUCGCGGCUGGUGGUGAAAACAGCCCUGAAGCUGUUGAUCGUGUUUGUGGAGUACACGGAGUCCAACAGUCCGCUGCUUAUCCAGGCCGUGAACACGGUGGAUGGCAAAAGGGGUGCAAAGCCCUGGUCCUACCUAACAGAGAUCCUGGAAGAGAGGAACGGUUCAGACAGUGAACUUCUUAUCUAUGCCUUGUCACUUAUCAAUAAGGCCCUGGCAGCUUUGCCAGACCAGGACUCUUUCUACGACGUCACUGACUGUCUGGAGCAGCUGGGGAUGGAGAAAACCAUGCAAAGGCACAUGAACAUCAAGGGCACUGACCCCGAUUUGAAGCAGCAGUUCACCAUAUAUGAGAACGCGCUGCGUUACGAGGACGGCGACGUGGAAGAGGCCAUGGCGACCACCCGGCGGGACCGGCGCAAGCUGGCUCCGAGUGCCGAGGAGGGCAGGAGGAGUCGCAGGUCCUCUGCGCAGAACCUGGUGGACGGUCCUCUGCCCCUUGUCUUCCCAUCCCCUGAUGGGACCGCUACGGACCCGGGGGAUAUCCCAGUGCCCCUGUUAUCCAGGAAUGGUUCUGCUAGGAGUUCCGCCAGCUCAGAACCGCAGGUGCCGUCAAACCCGGGGCGCUCUUUCAUCAGUCAUUAUCUGUCCAGUAAGGGGGGUUCUAGACGAUCAAGGUUGCUUAACAAGGCAAGGUCAAUAACUGAGGAGUCCCCUGCUGCUGCUGUCAGUCCAUCUCCCACAGACGCCACUUCUGUGGAGAAUCAGAACCAGUCUCAGCCUCCACUAAACACACAGUCUCAGACCGAGGACAGCGGCACCUUCAACCUGGAAGCCUGUAUUAUAAAUAUGGACAAACCAGUUCUCAGAAGGUUUCAGGGGAUCUUCCUGCGCAGUCUGGAGGCGACCCAGUGGGAGCGACGAAAGAGGCAGUCCAUCCAUGGCACUCAGCCGGAGGGACCCUCCCCCGAACCUGAGGAGCCCUGCCAGAACAGCACUGCUGCUGAAGACCGCAUUCAGCUGGAAGACAGCAGAAAGGCCGCUACCUCUGCUGUCGACCUGGAGCAGCCUGAAGUUAAAUGCGUGACUCCUGGUGAAUUUGGUGGAGAGAUCAAGCGACAGGGCAGCGUUGUAGAGCAGCGCAGCACCCUCUCCAGUGACAGGAAGUUCAUGCUGGACAUGCUCUAUGCCAAGGACCCCGUUGGCUCCCUGACCAUGCCGACAACAGAGGAAGAGAGCCCUACAGCAGGCGAAUCUGAGGCUGGAGAUGGGGAGGGGCCUGACUCUGAGAGGCGGGGCCAAGCACAUCGGCAGACGGAGCUGGAGAGCUUGGAGGGCAGCACGCGGGCGGCCAAGGCCCGGCUGGCGGAGGAGCGGCAGGUCCGGGCCGUGCGUCCGCAGUACAGCAUCGACGCGGAGACCAACACACUCAGCCUGGAGACCACCCUGAUGACUCCGCUGUCUCGGGGUAGCCAGGGCGGCUGGGACCGUCUGCAGCCUUCCAACAGGCAGCUGCGCAUCAAAGACCUGGACUUCUCCGACCUUCAGGAAGAGGAGGACAUCGACGUGCUGGAUGUGGAUUCUUUUGACGCUGGUGUGCCUAACGGGCUGCCGCCACCCCCACCGCCCCUGCCUGGCUUGGGGUCUCCUCCGCCACCGCCCCCCCCACCUCCCCCGGGGGUCCCAGGUCUGGGCUCCCCUCCUCCACCUCCUCCCCCACCUGGCAUCGGUUUCCCUGGCAUACCUCCGCCACCCCCAGCCCCCGGCAUGCCCCCUCCUCCACCCUCGGCGAGUCCAGACCCCGCUUUCGCUAAGAAGAGGAAAACUGUCAAGCUCUUCUGGAAGGAGCUAAAGCAGUCGGACAGCCCAAGAAAAUGCAAGUUUGGCCGUGGCACAGUGUGGGCAUCGCUGGACAAAGUGACCGUGGACACGGCCAAACUGGAGCACCUGUUUGAGUCCAAAGCCAAAGAGCUUCCUGUAGCUAAGAGAGGGUCUGAAGUGAAGAAAUCCGAGAUUGUUGUCCUGGAUCCCAAGAGGAGCAACGCAAUUAACAUCGGCAUGACUGUCUUACCUGCUGUCCACAUCAUCAAGACCGCCAUCCUUAAUUUUGAUGAGUUUGCCAUUAAUAAAGAAGGAAUCGAGAAAAUUUUGAGCAUGAUGCCAACAGAGGAAGAGAAGCAGAAGAUCCAGGAGGCACAGCUGGCCAACCCAGACAUGCCACUGGGCACAGCGGAGCAGUUCCUGCUCGCCCUGUCCUCCAUCAGCGCCCUGGGAGCCAGGCUGCAGCUCUGGGCCUUCAAGCUGAACUACGAGACACUCGAGAAGGAGGUUGCAGAGCCCCUGUUCGACCUUAAGCAAGGAAUGGAGCAGCUCGCUAAGAACCAAACAUUCAAGCACAUCCUAGCAACCAUUCUGGCCAUAGGAAACUUCCUGAACAACUCCAGCGCCAAGGGCUUUGAGCUGAGCUACCUGGAGAAGGUGACCGAGGUGAAAGACACGGUGCAACGACAGUCGCUCCUGCAUCACAUCUGUAACUUCGUGGUGGAGAAGUACCCAGACACGUCAGAUGUGUACUCUGAGAUCGGCUCCCUCACACGCUGUGCAAAAGUGGACUUUGAACAGCUGUCGGACAGUCUAGUGCAGCUGGAGAAGAGGUGCAAAGUUUCCUGGGACCAUCUGAAGGUAGUGGCCAAGCAUGAGGCCAAAGCCGGCUUGAAGACCAAGAUGACAGAGUUUCUGAAGGACUGUACGGACCGGAUCAUCAUCCUGAAGGUGGUACACAGGCGCAUCAUCAACAGGUUCCACUCCUUUGUUCUGUACCUGGGCCAGCCAUCCCACUCUGUGCGGGACAUCAAAGUCACCCAGUUCUGCAAGAUCAUCAGCGAGUUCUCUUUGGAGUACCGCACCACAAGGGAACGCGUCGUAACGCAGAAGCGCAAGCGGGCCGCCCACCGCGAGCGGAACAAAACGCGCGGGAAAUUAAUCACAGAGACCGAGAAGUUCUGCGGAGCAGUCUCCUCUCCAACUGAGAGCAGCCCCACCCCUGUCUCCGUGGCAGCACUUACUGAGCCGACACAAGAGGAGCAUGAGAACAUGAAGAAUUUGCUGACCGCUAGCGUUGACCAUGGCAAUCUGCGUCGUAGUCGUGCUGUACGGAGCUUAGGUAAUGUAAAGCCUGUGAAUGUAUCUACCAAAGAUGACAUCACAAGUUCCCAUGACGACGCCACUGAUGAGAUCAUGGACCGCCUGGUCAAGUCUGUAACGCAUAAUCCAUCAGAGAGGCCCUCCACUCCAAAAACGCGAAAACGCUCCCGUUUGAACAGGAAAUCCUUGCGGCGGACGCUGAAGAGCGGCCUGAGUGUGGACAUGGUGCAGGCGCUGGGCCUCAGCAAGCCCAAUGAUCAGCUGUGACAGCAGGCUCCCCUGGGACACAGCAUGGGAAGACCCAGAACAAGCCCUUAAAGGGACGGGGGAAGAUGCGGCAAAAUGCGGCCACUACGAGAGAGGAUAUGAACGGCACCGGCCAUGUGGCUGCAGGGAACGUCUCGGCUAGAACACGACUUGGACUUGAGUUUGUUUUAUAGGUGCUAGAACUGUGUCUGAAGUAUGUUCUGAAAUAUACCACAGGAGUGGCCUGAGUUGCUUUCACAGCGGGGGGUGUUGGUGGAGUGCUGGAAGCUGAGGAAUAUUCACAGUAUAUAUAUAUAUAUAUCUACUAAUGUUACAUUUAUUAUUUUUUUGCACAAGAGCAAAUGGGUUAGUGUGUGUGUGUAUGUGUGUGUGUGUGUGUAUAUGUGUGUGGAGGGUCCUGUAGUAUCUGGAUUGUGGUAUAAGCUGCCCCACCCCCCUCCCUUAGGUAAUGUUUUAUAUGGGAUGGAAUUGGGAUACCUCUGUGAGGCUCUCGAGGAGGUUACGAUGAUAUGGAAACUUAAGAAUUCUGAAUUAAGGGCUGUACGCUUGUUGGCAUUUGUUGUUGUAUAUUAUUGUUUAAUUUAUUGCUGGGCCAUUUCUCUUGUUGGUGAAUGCGCAUUUGAAUCUUAUUUUAGUCUUUGUUGUCAGGGAGACGUUUAAAGACGUCCUUCAGUUGGCUUGGUCCUCGCUACGACACACGGCACGGAGUCUAGGCAAGAUGGGAAACACAUCCCUUUCAGUUAGGUCAGCAGUCUGUUAUCUGAUGAACUUAGUUUGUUCUCGCUAGUUUUUUAACUGUUCCGCCCUUGUAUUUAAACAACAGAUUGUAUGCUCAAAGGAUAAGCAAGCAAAUGUCUUAACUUUGCAUUGUCAGCGCAAUUAAAAUGGCAGCAAAAUUAAAUUUUUUAAUGUCUAACAUCGGUUAAACGUUCAUAUUGCGGAUAUUACGGUUUUGCACUGCGAGGUUAGGGUGUACUUAUCUAAUUAUGUAUCAAUUCUGUAUUGUGUGAGAGACAUACAAAAAUACACGGCAGUCACUUUUUGAUGUUCUUCCGGUGGUUUUACAAUUAGGAUUUAGCCGAACUCUUCUGCUAAAUCAUUUAUAACACACCAGCUUACCCUUUUUAAAAUGUAUUAAUGUAAUGUUUGUCAUAUGACCCAAUAACAUGUUUGCAUCUCAAAAUAAAAUAUUGUUUUAAUUGUUGUAAA